AUGUCGGCAAAGUACGCCUUCUCGAAGUCCCUCCGCGAGGUGCGAUUCCUCUUUUGCCAAACUUCGGAGCAGAGCGCGGCUGUCCGAUCAUUCCUCACCCGAUCAUACCCUACCAUGAAGCGCAACAACCCCAAUAUCCCCAUUCUCAUCCGCGAAGCUGCUGGCACUCAGCCCAAGGUUUUCACCCGAUACGAUCGGGGUGUUGAGAAGUCACAGAUCCUCGAGGGUCUCUCCGACAAGGAGAUUGAAGAGACCGUCACAGGCCUGGUCAAGUCUGAUCAAUAG
Messenger RNA from Fusarium sp. VM40, 285 nucleotides. The record is from the annotation of a GenBank genome assembly. NCBI's taxonomy places the organism in Eukaryota, Fungi, Ascomycota, Sordariomycetes, Hypocreales, Nectriaceae.